Notodromas monacha is the source of this 1589-nucleotide messenger RNA. The record is from the annotation of a GenBank genome assembly. NCBI's taxonomy places the organism in Eukaryota, Metazoa, Arthropoda, Ostracoda, Podocopida, Cyprididae.
AUGACGAGUGAGACGGUCAGUGACGCCGAGUGGGGCGAAAUGCUGCUGGGGCAAUACUUCAAGAUGCUCAGUGGGUUCGCGCAAGACCAGGCCAAGGAUAUCGUCGACAGAGAAAAGACGAUUCAAUCCCAGAAUGUCGCCAACCCACAGCAUCAUCAGUCGGCUUUGGAUUCUGCGAAUUCCUCGGCUCGAGCGACGCUCUUGGGCAUCCUAGGUCAACUCGCUUUGGCAGAGAAGACGUAUCACAGCAUGUGCUUUUUUGUCGCCAAGGGAUUCCUCAGGAAGGAUUCUUCGCUGAGAAGCUCGUACGAGGGGAUCGUGUCGGAGUUGUUGGUGCUGAAAGAGGGGGCCAAGGGAUCUGCGAACCGCGGCACGCCUGCUCAUCUCCUGGGCCAUAUCAGCGAACAGGUAUUGCAAUACGUCUUCGCGCGGAUGGAAAUGGUCAACUUCUAUGAACACCUGGGUUCGUCUCGACCUGACACGCAGCUAGUCCCUUGGUCUCAGUUUCUCGAGGACCUCCGCACAAUUUGCGACAAGAAUCACCGACUGUUCCAUCACCCCAUGUUGGCUCAUGUCAAAUCUGCAUUUGAUUUCGAGACCGAGGCUAUGUUGCACAUGAUUGAGGCGCAAGUUCAUUUGGAAGAUUAUCAGUUUUUGGCUUCCUUGCUGAGUUUGAAUGAAGCCCACGCCAAACUCAACUCUUGGGAGUCUUUGGCGCAUGCAUGUGACGAAUUCAGGAACUCGGGAAAAAUAGGACUGUCCGCUGUCAUUUCUUUGUCUGGGAGGACGCCUCCCGAACGAGCUUUGCUCAGAUGGCAUACGGCUUUCAAAGCGUCGCUGGUCUCCAAAUUUUCUUUCUACUUCUACGAAAAUCUAACCGCGCAAGGAGGGUAUCACGUAGAUCGAAUGAAGACGCUGUUCGCGAGACUUUCUUGCGAUUAUUAUCAGAAAGUAGCUGCCUUCCACCGACGCGGUGAUGCGCCGUGGAUUCUUCUAGCUUUUGACGCUGGUGGAAUGCCCGUCCAUUAUGGAUACCGAUUCCCGUUGCGGUAUCCAGUUAGUGUGCAAGGACUCGAAAGUUUUCCUGCGAUUUUAAUAUACCCGCCUGGCAUGCCCUUGGCACCCGCUCACUGGCCGUCGAUCGUGAUGCUGCUCUCUGACCCUGUGAAGUCAGCUGAGGCGAAAGAGAGACCUGUGAUGUUUUACGACGAACGAAUGGAAUCCUCGUACUACUUUAUGCGGGUCGAGCCAAAAAUAACGCUUUUCGUGCUGUUCCAGAGACGUAAGAUUGGCCGUGACAGCGCUGUUGUUACGUUCAUGAACGACAUGGUGUUCGGAUUACGUGCAUCGAAACUCAUUGUCACAUUGUGCCCGAGAUCCAAAUGACGAUUGUAAUGACUUGAUUUUAUUUUUGUGACGAAAAACUCAAUUUAUCAGUGGGUACGAUGAAAAAAGCCGUGGGCUACUCUUUCCGCGGUGUCAUGAAUGGGAGAGUUUCGAUCCUCUCGUUGUGUGACGUGUGAUUCCAUUUGAACUGACGUGUGAUAAUUUACUGCCUUUUUCUGGGGAUAAGAGCUUGCUUCCAAGAG